AUGAGCAAAGGGAAGAUUUCUUUACCAGGUGGAUCACUUGGAGUGCUGGAAAAAGGAGCAAAUAAGGAUGGAUACCAUCGUAAUGAGCAAGGCCUGGGAUGGGUAGUGACAGGCCUUUUUGUGGUUGGUGAUCUGGCCGGAGGCGGAAUUGUUGCCAUGCCUACAGCUACCGCUCAAACAAACUUCUGGCCUGGACUAACACUGAACUUUGUGAUUGCAAUAGCGAUGACAUACACGGCAUAUAUGUUGGGAGUUAGCUGGGUAAUUUUGCAACGAAGAUGGCCGGAAUAUCGCGAACAUUGUCGGAAACCGUAUCCGGAAAUGGGUGGUCGUGCUUUGGGUCCUACAGCCAAGUAA
Messenger RNA from Gongylonema pulchrum, 357 nucleotides. Lineage: Eukaryota; Metazoa; Nematoda; Chromadorea; Rhabditida; Gongylonematidae. The record is from the annotation of a GenBank genome assembly.